CACUUGUAAUAUAAUUUUGACUUCUCGGUCCCACCUCCCGCACAACCCAUAAUGCCGUUCCCAGAUUUUCUGGUCAAUCAAACGUGGAAUUAACAAUUUUCACGAUUUCACGUUUUGCUAAAAAAUUCAAGCUUCCAGAGGUUGCAGAAAUUAAACCCUCGAUUUUAUUUCCUCACAUCUUGUCAUUGAUGAAUUACAGAAGGGAUCACCGUUCCUCCAGAACAUCUCUCUUUAAUGACCUUGAGGAAGGUAGUCUUAGGGCUUCUACUUCAUAUUCCCAUGACAUUAACGAGCAUGACAAUGACAAAGCUGUUGAGAGUUUGCAAGACAGAGUAAUUUUCUUAAAACAAAUAACAGGUGACAUACAUGAUGAGGUAGAGACUCAUAAUCGCCUCCUUGAUCGAAUGGGGAAUAAAAUGGAUGCUUCAAGGGGCAUAAUGUCUGGCACCAUGGAUCGGUUCAAGAUGGUAUUUGAGAAAAAAUCCAGCCGAAGAAUGUGUACACUUGUCUCGUGUUUUGUGAUUUCUUUUUUAAUUAUAUACUAUCUAAUCAGGAUACUCAGCUACUUCAACCAUAGCUGAUAGAGAACCGGAGAAGCUUCUCUGCUCAAAUCUUCAAUUACAUGUUGAAUCCCAGCGUGACCGUAUUCACUGACCUGAAAGAAAUAUUAUGCCAAUCUAAAUGACCAGUAAAGGAGGGCAGGUUUGAAUUUGAAUAUUGGUAUUUGCUUUUAUGAUAAAUGUUACCAUUUUAAUGCCAUUAUUCUGUGUAGGGCGGCUUGUCUGUCAGGUCAGGCCUGGUCAUUUGUUACUCUUGCAAAGUGACAAUAAAGAACACUAAUUGUUUUUGCCAAAACAUUGUGCUACUGUUUUCUUUUAUUUAUGGCAUCUUUGUGUGAAAGUACCAGAGGCUUGGAAUCUAAUCUUAUUGUGUUCUGCUCUA
Molecule: messenger RNA, 942 nt
Organism: Humulus lupulus (European hop)
Lineage: Eukaryota; Viridiplantae; Streptophyta; Magnoliopsida; Rosales; Cannabaceae
Product: bet1-like SNARE 1-1
Exons: 6
Coding region: 189-581 (130 amino acids)
Source: RefSeq, a predicted model, not a curated record